AUGAACGGCAUCGACAUCCUCUGCGAUGCCGCCGGCUCCGACAUGCUAAACCCCCUCUACUCCCCGCCGGAAGUCCCGAAACCGCCGGCCCAACCUCCACCUCAACAACUCGGGAAGCGGAAAUUGAGUGUGUCCGACGCCUCUCUGUCUUCAACACACGUCUGCCACAUCUGCAAGAGAGUUUACGAGCGAGCCGAUCAUUUGACUAGGCAUCUACGAUCCCAUGAAAAUGCUCGUCCCUACCAGUGUUCUCGCUGCCCCAAGCGGUUCAACCGAGCCGAUCUCCUUACCCGCCACGAGACGACUCAUGACCGCGACAGCACAGGCAAGGGCAGAACCUUUAUACGGCGAAGCGAUCGGGCCGCCGAGGCUUGCUUGAACUGCGCUGCUUCAAAGUCAAAGUGCGAGGACUCCAAGCCAUGCUCGCGUUGUCGCUCCAAAAAUCUGCCCUGCGAAGUACCCUUGAAACGAACACAUUUUCACCGAACCUCGACUGAUAGGCAAUCCACGCCCUCUGAGUCCUCCACGAUGCCUGUCGGGUUGGACAUCAACGGGGGGAUAGACACCGCUCCGACAUAUGGCAGCUCCCGUAUGGCAAUGAUGGCGCCUGAUUCCGGAACAACUCACGAUAUCGACGCAAGCUCAUUCAUGGAUGAUGGUUUUGCGAACCCUGUUAUCGACAUGGUCAUGCACGACAUUGUCAACUUCAAUCCUGUACACAACUAUUUUCAGGAUAUGGACUUCUCCUCCUGGGACCUCAACUUCGAUGCCAUCACCAUUCCACAAAUUGACGUUCACGCGAGUCCCGACUCAACAACAACAAGUCGGUCUAAGUCGGCGACUCGUAAUGCGUCACGGGCGCAUGCCGCCUUCAAGCGUUCCCCGUGGCUCUGGGAACCAGGCCCUAAGGAUUACGCAUUGCAUCAUGUGUCUCGCCAAGAUAAGGAGAAGCUCGCCCUGGACGAGAACAACUUGGCAAACUCGCCGGCCUUUGACAAGCUAACAAGCACACCGGGCACAAAACUUAAAAUGACACCUACCGCUCGAGAUAGCCUCCUGGCGUUGGUAGUGACCAGUACCGUUCACAAAGGCGAACGUUCACGAACACCCUCAUUCCCGUCUUUGGAUCUAUUAAAUUAUCUUGUUCAGGCCCACUUCAUCCAUGAUGAGCAUCAAUGCGACAGCUGGAUUCACUUGGCAACUUUUGAUGCCACAACCGCAAUACCCGAAUUGCUCGCCGGUAUUUUGUCGAGCGGUGCUACGUAUAUUUCCAUCCCAGCCGUCUGGCAAUUCGGAUACUCUAUUCAUGAGGUGCUUCGGCUGGCGUUAGCGGAUCUGUUCGAAGGUUCCAACACUUUCACGCGCGAUCUCGGGGCCUUGCAAGCAUUCAUUUUGAACCUCGAUAUCGGCAUUUGGAGCGGUUUCAAGAGGAAAACGGAAAUUGCAGAGAGCUUCCUGCAGCCUCCAAUGACCAUGCUGCGACGGGCUGGUAACUUUUCGGCCCCUCCGGAUUCCCCCUCGCUAAUUCCAACAUUGGCCGAUCCUCCGGACGUCCUGGACUCGAAAUGGCGCAGGUUCGCUAAGCGGGAAUCUUACAAGCGAAUUGUGCUACACCUUUUCUUUCAUGACAUCGAGACGUCUAUUGGCUUCUGCAAGAAUCCCCUCAUGUCUUACACUGAGCUAAGCUUCAGUCUCCCGGCCUCUCGUGACCUUUGGCGAGCGCGAUCUGCCGAGCAAUGGAGAAGCAUGUAUAUUGCCAAAACCAACGCUGCUACAGAGCGGACCAUUCCGAGAGUGUCUGAAGUCAUGCAUUGUACCGAGAUAUUGGACGAAUUUGAACAGUUGGUCGAUACUGAAUUAUGCUACAUGGCCUUGCUUCACGGUUACUGGGGCCAAAUAUCUGCAUAUCGCGAAGCAAUCAAAUUCUACACCGAUGGCAUGUCGAACAAGAGGAACGCAACGCAUAGACUGUGGCUGAAAACGCAAUAUCAGGAGCUUUAUCGUGAUCUCAACGACUUCUCGACUAUGAUCCUUACAUCAAAGAGACCUACAGCUCAACUUGCGGUUCUGUCCGAGGUGCUUAUGAUGGUUCUGCAUGUUUCUCCUGACGUUCUUCAAACGUUUGCAGGCAAAGCAGGUGAGGAUGAGGCUCGGCGUACGUUUAGCAGCCUUGAAGAAAGCUGGGUCAAGACUUCCGAGGCACGCCACGCUAUUUGGCAUGCGGGCCAGGUCUUCCACCACGCACGACAACUUCCGCCUGCUUCACUUCGAGACUUCAACGCUAUUGCUGUUUACUUUGCCUGCCUUACCCUGUGGGCCUAUGGAUUAUUAUCCUGCUCAGCCUCCAGGCACGGUUCGGAUCCCGAAGUGAGUAGUAUCAGUAGGUCUGGUUCGGGAUACAUCCUCAUGGAUUCGGAGGAAAAUCGAGAGACUAGGGCGUUCCUUCAACUUGAUCGAGGCGUGCCCGGUCUGACGCUGAAUGGUAACCCUGCUGACGGAGUUGAAUCACUCUCAAAUCCGAGCAUUGUACUCUCCGUCGCGCGGGACAUCUUUCGGAACAACUUCCCCGUUGUCUCGGAGCCUUUACCGCCGCUAGUUGACAGCCUGAGGAAUCUGCUUCAGGACCUCGGGUCCGGGGCGGCAGGACGGCCAUCGAGAGCUGCUAGCGAGGAAGCCAGGUGA
Messenger RNA from Colletotrichum truncatum, 2682 nucleotides. Its product is annotated as C6 transcription factor. Gene Ontology annotation, molecular function: zinc ion binding; DNA-binding transcription factor activity, RNA polymerase II-specific; DNA binding. The record is from RefSeq and is a predicted model, not a curated record. Gene Ontology annotation, biological process: regulation of DNA-templated transcription; DNA-templated transcription. NCBI's taxonomy places the organism in Eukaryota, Fungi, Ascomycota, Sordariomycetes, Glomerellales, Glomerellaceae.